This is a messenger RNA of Serpula lacrymans var. lacrymans S7.9, 1871 nucleotides long. RefSeq lists its product as uncharacterized. Bases 43 to 726 code for a protein of 227 amino acids. The record is from RefSeq and is a predicted model, not a curated record. Lineage: Eukaryota; Fungi; Basidiomycota; Agaricomycetes; Boletales; Serpulaceae. The transcript has 6 exons.
GCUCACGUCUCUCCAGCGCUCCUUGUCCUUUACUCUCAACCCAUGUCUCCAGACCAAAAAGCAUCUUCCAGCUCUACCAAGGAAAUCCCCAUAACAGAUGCCGACCUCGAGAAACUCCUCAGCCGUGAAGCGUCUGCCUUCCAGCGCGAGCUCGAAGUCGAACGCAUCCUCAAAGCCUUCAAACUAAAUCCUUACGAUAUCCUAGAUAUAGACGAAUCCGCAACCACCGAAGAAAUCAAGCGGAAGUAUCGACAGCUCUCUCUCUUCAUCCAUCCUGACAAGACCCCCCAUGCUCGCGCUCCAGAUGCUUUUGACAUUCUUAAGAAGGCUGAAUCCGAGCUUGGAGAGAAAGGUAAACGUGAGGAACUUGAUGCCAUCAUCCAACAGGCCCGCACACUUGUCUUGAAACAGCACAAUCUCCCCACAACACUACUCGAUAACGACCCAAAACUCAAGUCGCUCUCGCCUCCGUUUAAGGAACAGUUUCGUGCCCAGUCAAAGGACCUUCUGAUAGAGGAGGAAGUAAGAAGGCGAAAGGCAGUAAAGAUGAACUUAGCAAACGAAGGACUUGAGGCCAGGAAGAAAGAGGAGGAGGUUGCUGCUAGGAAACGCAAAGCCGAGGAAGACAAGACUUGGGAAGAGACAAGAGACCAGCGUGUUGACAGUUGGCGGUCUUUCUCGAAUACUAAAAAGAAGAAAAAGGCCAAGAUUGCUGUCCUCGGUUGAUUAUUUCUCGCAAGUCAUUGCUGUAAAUAGAGCGCAAUUACCAUUGGGCAAGAAUAUUAAGAGUAUUGUUCGUUUAUAAACCCUUCAAUAUCCCGCGCUCCAUCAUUCGCCUGAAAUUAAAACUGAAUAUAAUAUAUUUAAGCCUGAGUAUCUUGUUUGUGGUCCUUUGUGAAGUAUCAUUCUGAGAUGUCGAUGACAUCGUCGUUGUCAAUAGCUACCGGAGAGCGUGCUGUCCGUCUGCGCACGUGUCGUGUACGCACGGGAACAUUCUCUUUGUCGUCCUCUUCAUCGUCUUCGAUAACGAUAACAUCGGGACUGUGCCUGGUCCUUGACGAAGUUUGUGUAUUUAGUGCUUCUCGUUCCAAUAUGUCCGCCUGUUCUAGCAAUGCCUCAUCCAUUUCACCAAAAUAGUCGGGGCUUGCAUCAGACAGAUCGGAGGGCGGCUCAAUGCGUGAUAUGGAUGGCAUUAUAAUCGGUUCGUCUUCGUCACUGUCGACGACUAUAGGUUCCAAGCGUACUGGGGAAAAUAUACGCUCUCUUUGAAGAAUUGCGGAAGUACUUGACUGUGCGCGAGAAGAUGUGGAAGAGGGGGUGGCACGGGAGAAGUAGGAGGACUGGACAAGGGUGGAGGAACUUGUGGACGCCGAUGUCAACGGAAGGUCCGACUCUGCUGGCCUAUUAGGGAUCUUUCGCCGACGCGGCUGAUCUUCAUCGUCGUGAUAUGUGCGAGAGGAACCUGCCACAGGAGGUUCGGGGGGAUCAGAGAGUUCGCGGAGCGGUGACCUUAUUGGGCCGGUCUGAGCGACAGCAGCUCGUGCUGCGACGACUGGAGGAGCUGCGGGAGGUUGCAUGCGAAUGUCAUUCUGCGGUUCUGGGGGAGGUUCUGGCUGCCUUGAAUAAUACGAGUAUCAUGCCCGAGAAAAUGCUUCCCUGGAGCUGAGGUGGAACUUACCCUAGACGACUGUGAAGGCUGCGGAGGAAGUCUUCGUCUCGGUGUUCUUCAAGAUCUUCUGUAUAGUGUCCCAACAAAGUCACAGUCCUGGGUUCAAGGAAUACGAUGCCUCCACGAACCGAGACAUCCCGUAGUAACAUCUACUUGUUGAUGAUGUUGAAUUAAGCGUCAGGAAAUUAUUUCUGACUUGCAU